AUGAGAUUUUGGUUUAGCAAAAAGAAAAAUAGUUCAGAAUAUAUUGAUAACAAAAAAAAAAACAAUGAUGAAAUAUACAAAGCUAUUUUAAAAAACAGGGAAGCCAUUGAUGCUUUGGAAAAAAAGCAGGCUCAGGUUGAAAAGAAAAUUAAGCAACUUGAUUUGGAAGUAAAGCAAAAGGUCCAACAAAAUCAAAUGAAUAAUGCGAAAAUAUUAUUAAAACGAAAAAAGUUAUAUGAACAGGAAAUAGAAAACAUUCUAAAUAAUAGAUUAACACUAGAAGACAAUAUGAUAAAUCUAGAAAAUAUGCAUUUACACAAAAUUGCUGUUAAUGCAUUAUCUUAUGCUGCUAAUACCCACAAAAAAUUUAAUAAUGAAAUAAACACACAAAAAGUAGAGAAAAUUAUAGAUACUCUACAGGAGCACAAGGAUAUACAAGAAGAAAUAAAUCAAGCUUUAUGUUUUAAUCCAUUAAAUAAUGUGGAUGAUGAUGAAAUUGACAAAGAGCUUAAUUUGCUAAAAGAGCAAUCAAUCCAAGAAAAAAUUAGUGCACCAGUUAAUAGUAUUUCUGAAGUCGCAAUUGAUAAAGAAAACUUUUCUACAAGUAGCACUGUAAAGCAAACUACUAAAGCUAAUGAAGAGUCCGAUGAUGAAGAAUUAAAAGAACUAAUUGGAGAAAUGACAUAA
Molecule: messenger RNA, 687 nt
Organism: Plasmodium vinckei vinckei
Lineage: Eukaryota; Apicomplexa; Aconoidasida; Haemosporida; Plasmodiidae
Product: vacuolar-sorting protein SNF7, putative
Exons: 8
Coding region: 1-687 (228 amino acids)
Biological process (GO): vesicle budding from membrane; late endosome to vacuole transport via multivesicular body sorting pathway
Cellular component (GO): cytoplasmic side of plasma membrane; ESCRT III complex; multivesicular body
Source: RefSeq, a predicted model, not a curated record